This is a messenger RNA of Thermochaetoides thermophila DSM 1495, 1464 nucleotides long. RefSeq lists its product as uncharacterized. The transcript has 3 exons. The record is from RefSeq and is a predicted model, not a curated record. Lineage: Eukaryota; Fungi; Ascomycota; Sordariomycetes; Sordariales; Chaetomiaceae. Bases 1 to 1464 code for a protein of 487 amino acids.
AUGAGCAUCAUUUCCUCACUCUCCGACUCCAUCUACUUUCCAAGCAGCGGCACCAGCACAACGGUGUCUGGCGUUUCCGGUCUUCUAGUCGAUAGGAAAUGGUAUCGUACAUGCGAGGAUUGGAUCCGGUUUCCGCGACGUACAGCUCGAGGACGCAAUUGUGGCACCGGGCCGCGGCCGCUCAUGGACAUAUCCCUCCGGGUGUUGGCAGACAGCAUCUCUGAUGUGGAUGGCGAGGCACUGCAAGACCUCCCGCCAACGGCGAGAGAAUGGCUGUGGAAGGAGCUGACCGCGCGAAAUAUACCAUUCCAUGCCUGGAACUCACUCUCUCGCUGCAUGAAGGAGGAUGCGUUGCAAGAAGCAGUCGAACGGCUGUGUGACGCAAAACGCCGUGACGACGAGAUCACAAUCCCUAUGGAAGCCCAGCGAUACUGUCUCGAGAUUGUCGAUCCUCCGUGCGAACUCUCCGUCUACACGGAGCCGCUCUCAAGAUGCACAGACUGCCUAACCUACCUGACCAUCGACAAUAUCGAGCACUUCGACUCCCGUCAGCUGCUUUCCCUGGCUAACCUUCGUGGAUUGGCUGUUCUCGAGCUGAUCGAACGCGAAGACGCCGCAAGCGGUGCGAUCCAUGAUAGAGUGAUCAAGGGCUGGAGUGAGAUGAAGCCGGAACCGUUUGCUUCGUUGCGAGUCCUGAAGAUUGUGACAACGACAGAGGAUAUCUCGCAACAGUCGCUUGAGUAUGCGAUGCAUUUCCCCCGGUUGGAGAUCUUUGAUAUUGCGGGACCAAAUGCAUUCUCGUGGUUUAAAGUAGCCGAGCACAUUAGAGGAUGGAAGAAGGUGGCUUUCAAACUUCGGGAGCCCCAUCUUUUGACGUAUAUGCGGGCGUUUCUACCCGGGUCGGUCUUGCGUAAAGUUGAUCUCGCUGGCCUUGGUUAUCAUGAGGCUUUGACACUCAGGGACUUGAAGCUAGUGUUCGAGAACAGUAAAACUCCAAUCCAGAUCGUGUACCAUCCUCGAACAAGUUCAUCGCCUCAGAGUUUGGAACAGGGUGAGCAGGAAGAAGAGACGGGAGAGAAGAACGCGGCACAACAUCCGAUUGAGAACCCCUCCGGUGACUCUAGAAGUUGGAAGUUGGCAGCAGAAGAAUACAAACGCUGGUUCAAGCCCGCAAACUCUCCGUUACCGCCGGCGUCUACGCCGGAGGGGACGGAUAACGAUAUAUUCUGGUUUCUCGCAUUUCUCGACCAGAACAGCAGAAAGGCAGAUGACGAAGCCGGCCGAGUCCAAGCAGAGGCUGCCGGGAUUCCUCUACCGCGAGAGCGAUUUGACAACAGGCAAGACAUCACGCGGGAGAAGCACUUCGGACUUGCGGCCACGAAAACGCAAAGCGGUGAAUGUAGGAGACUUGUUGGCUACGCUGGAGGGCUCCUAGAGGGAACGGGGUAUGAGGCUUGGGGCUGA